GUCGCGUCGAGUGACGGCUUAGUAAGGCUCCAAGACAGCAGAUGCAGAGGGUUGGAAAAGUCAGCCUGUUGUCAUCGCACUGACGGACCGAACACGUGGCCGCAACGACUGCUCGGUAGCUCCGCAGCUUGGAGAAUGAGCGCAUGCCGCAUACGCCCGGAGUGGGAUCACGGCAAGACCACCUGCUCAUAGUGGCUUGGUGCCCCAGCAAGACCAGGCAGGUCCGCUUCCUUCGCGUACAGCAUGCAUUUGCAUGUGCAUGCACCCCACAUGACCUCACGAGCGCCGCGACUGGGAAGAGGCCAUAUGCAUGCAAACGCAUGUCUUGCGCAGAGGAAGCAAGUCCACGGUAAGCACGCUGCCUUGCGCAGCAGCAUGACCACCACCACUACUACUACCAUGACUACGACAACACCAGGUACCUUCACCAUGCUACUAGAAACCAUCAUUGCUCUGGGUGUCUGCUCCAAGGGGCAACAUAAUGCGUGUGUGAGGCGACGCUCCCGCCUUGGCCUCAUCACCCGCGCAUCUGCAUGCGCACCAGGGCCGCUCCAGCUCGUCCGACGGCAAAAGAGUGUCGCUGUUGCAGGAGUCCCCCUGCAUAUACCACGCGGGUCAACUGGGCCAAGCCUUGAGCCAUGCGGCGGUCCGUCUGCACUCUGCUUGCACGCUAGGGUCAUCCCCGUGCCAGAGCUCGAUGAUAGAGGUAUCUGUCUGCUUUGGCUGCCGGGCUACAUGCAAAGGCCAAAGCACCAGCGGCGUUGCUGCUGCACUGAUGGAUUCAACUGUAUCAAGACCAAGGGAACCCUAAGUUCUCCUGCAUCCUGGUACCUUUGACUUGACCCCACCAAGUCUGCCGCUCCAAGCUGGAAAGCUCGGCGCGGUCAGCAACGCCCGCAGCGCAGGCGCAGCGCCAUCAUUUAUACACAUAGCGCUUGCCUACUUCCACCCUCGCGUGUUCAUCGUCCAUGAU
Tilletiaria anomala UBC 951 is the source of this 973-nucleotide messenger RNA. RefSeq lists its product as uncharacterized. Lineage: Eukaryota; Fungi; Basidiomycota; Exobasidiomycetes; Georgefischeriales; Tilletiariaceae. Bases 244 to 837 code for a protein of 197 amino acids. The transcript has 2 exons. The record is from RefSeq and is a predicted model, not a curated record.